This is a messenger RNA of Propithecus coquereli (Coquerel's sifaka), 1263 nucleotides long. RefSeq names its product nephroblastoma overexpressed (gene CCN3). Bases 232 to 1263 code for a protein of 343 amino acids. The transcript has 6 exons. Gene Ontology annotation, molecular function: integrin binding; heparin binding. The record is from RefSeq and is a predicted model, not a curated record. Gene Ontology annotation, cellular component: extracellular matrix; extracellular region. Gene Ontology annotation, biological process: cell adhesion; signal transduction. Lineage: Eukaryota; Metazoa; Chordata; Mammalia; Primates; Indriidae.
AAUUGCCAUGGCAACCCCGGGGUUCGUUCCACUUCCCCACCCAGCCGACCCCCCCUUCUCCUCCCUGCGCUGCAGCCAACCGGCUUGUGCGCGUCCCGGGAGCGCGCUAUAAAACCUGCGCUGGUGGCGCCGGGCGUGAGCCGGCGAGCGCGGGACCUGGGGGAAGGCAAGCAGUGCCAAUCUCCGCGAAGAAAGUCUCGUUUUGCAAAAGCAAGAGGAAAAAGCCUGAGUAUGCAGAGUGUGCAGAGCACGAGCCUCUGUCUGCAAAAGCAGUGCCUCUGCCUGACCUUCUUGCUUCUCCAUCUCCUGGGACAGGUAGCUGCGAGUGAGCGCUGCCCUUCCCCGUGCCCAGGCCAGUGCCCCGCGACGCCGCCGACCUGCGCCCCUGGCGUGCGCGCGGUGCUGGACGGCUGCUCCUGCUGUCUGGUGUGCGCCCGCCAGCGCGGCGAGAGCUGCUCAGAACUGGAGCCAUGCGACGAGAGCAGCGGCCUCUACUGCGACCGCAGCGCGGACCCCAGCAACCAGACUGGCAUCUGCAUGGCGGUAGAAGGAGACAACUGUGUCUUCGAUGGGGUCAUUUACCGCAGUGGAGAGAAAUUCCAGCCAAGCUGCAAAUUCCAGUGCACCUGCAGAGAUGGGCAGAUUGGCUGUGUGCCCCGCUGUCAGCUGGACGUGCUACUGCCUGAGCCUGACUGCCCAACUCCAAGAAAAGUUGAGGUGCCCGGAGAGUGCUGCGAAAAGUGGAUCUGUGGCCCAGAUGAGAAGGGAACAUUGGGAGGCCUGACCCUUGCAGCCUACAGGCCAGAAGCCACCCUAGGAGUUGAAGUCUCUGACUCAAGUAUCAACUGCAUUGAACAGACCACAGAGUGGAGUGCAUGUUCGAAGAGCUGUGGCAUGGGUUUUUCCAGCCGGGUCACCAACAGGAAUCGUCAGUGUGAGAUGGUGAAGCAGACUCGGCUCUGCCUGGUGCGUCCCUGUGAACAAGAGCCUGAGGAACCAACGGAUAAGAAAGGAAAGAAGUGUCUCCGCACCAAGAAAUCACUCAAAGCCAUCCAUCUGCAAUUCAAGAACUGCACCAGCCUGCACACCUAUAAGCCCAGGUUCUGUGGAGUCUGCAUAAAGGGCUCUCGAUCCUCCCAGUUACCCAGCUUAAAUGGCCAGGACUUUCUUGGUCAUUCUGCUCUUGCCACGUGCUCAGAAAAGCGUAUUUCCAGUGAUGCUGUAGAGCUGGACCAGGACAGGGCUGCCAUCUGGGCAGUGUGA